Molecule: messenger RNA, 789 nt
Organism: Chara braunii
Lineage: Eukaryota; Viridiplantae; Streptophyta; Charophyceae; Charales; Characeae
Source: the annotation of a GenBank genome assembly
CACGUCAGCAGUGCUACGUAAGCAACAGUGCCACGUCAAUGUGCCAUGUCAGCAAUGCCCCGCCACCAUGACGGGCGCAGCUCUGGGCAUGCCAGACCAACUGGCCAACGAGUCUCUUGCCGACUACAAACAGCGGUUCCAGACUCAGCUCGCAUUAAUCGAGGCUGAGGAACAGCGCCAGCUGGCAGCCGAGGCUGCCCGCCUACAAGUUGAAGCAGCGGCAACAGCUAAGAAGCAGCGACUACAGGCCGAAGCAGACGUAGAUACCCAGGCACGCCGUAAGGAGGCCCAAGAUCUGCUGCAGCGGCAUGAAGCCGCCAAUAUCGAAAGACUCAAGUUCUGGCACUUUCAACCGUCCAACGGCGACGACGCGACACCGGAGGAGCAGCACAAGGAGUUCAUGGCCAAAUUCAUGACCAGGCUGGUUUACACUUGUGACCACCUGCAGUCCGAGUUGGCGAACCUCCAGCGGGCCCUGCGGAACCAUAAGGCUCAACACGAGGAUGCCACACCGGCACUUGACGCCCGUGUACAGGACUUGGAAAAGGUUCCACCAAGACCGGAGGCUGGUGAAUCCAGCAGUGCACCAUCUGCCCGCCAACUGGAGGAACGCGUUGACCAUGUAGUGGCAAUGCUAGGAGACAUCAGUGCCUUCGCAGCGCCGGCCACCAUAAGCCAGCCGUUCGAUGUGCUGGACACCAAGAUCAGUCAGCAAUAGCAGACUGACCACAGCAACAACAACAGCUCGGCGAGGCCCUACAAGAUGCCGACGUUCCGGAUCGAGAAAUU